AACAUCCACAACAUCAGAGAGGAAGCCUCGAGGUUGUCACUUUUUCUGGUCAAACAGGGAGCUGUAUGGCCAUCUGCUGCAACGAUGACUCACGUGAAACGAUUCCAAAGUAUCCCCAUGUCUAAGUCAAUGAGGGGUUUGUGUAAAGAGGAGGACUACGCGUUUCUGGGAGUGUCAGGAAGCUCGACCAGAGGUUCCCCAGAGGACCAGGGAGCUUUGGAGGAAAACUGGAAAGACACAAAGGAGGCGAGGGCCCGCCGGCGCUUGGAAGGGGAGCAGCAGGAAAAAGAACGACUCAGAGCAAUAGAAGACAGCAAGAAGGAAAGAGAGCAGCAGUGGAGGAGGCACAUAGCAGAAGUGACGUCCAGCCAGGAGAAGACUCUGCAGGACAGACGGACGAGACUCCACAGCUUCAGGGAGUUCCAGAGGAAGGUGUUGGCGGAGGAGGGGGGGGCGGAGGGCGCCGCCGUCCACCUGCUUGUUACCAGGAUGUAGACGCAUCCCAGGCGACGGCGUGAAGAGUUUCUUUAAGAGUCAUAGCUAUAACUGUAACAGAGCAUAAGGUUAGAAUUUACAAGUUUCCGUACAGCGUUCCAUUUAUGAGACAUGAAACCAUUUUAUUUACGUUAUACUGAAAAAUAAAGAUGUGGCAAUAGAUC
Gambusia affinis (western mosquitofish) is the source of this 659-nucleotide messenger RNA. RefSeq lists its product as uncharacterized. Lineage: Eukaryota; Metazoa; Chordata; Actinopteri; Cyprinodontiformes; Poeciliidae. The coding region runs from base 85 to 495 and encodes 136 amino acids. The record is from RefSeq and is a predicted model, not a curated record. The transcript has 6 exons.